UGAAGCGCAGCCAAGGCGAUGGAGAGAAACCGCGUCAAAAUGCUCGUUUAAUGUUGGAAGAAAAGUAAGAUGCCCGGUUUAGUGUCAUGCCUUGGCGAUCUAAUAGUCACUGGAAUCAUCAUCCUCUUCUCUGACCACGUCCAAUCAGAGAUAUGGACCAAUGAAGUUUCAGACGUCCAGUUCGGUGGACUGGGCUCCAGGGUCACGCUCACAUGCGGAGGCGCUCACGGCGGGUCUCCGGUGGAAUGGCGGUUCAAUGGGAGCUCAGUACCACCGUGGCAAACACACAAGGGCUCGCUUACACUACUGAACACCACGCACUCGAUGGAAGGCAACUACAGCUGCCAUGAUGAACGAGGAACAUUACUGCAGUCCAUCAAACUACGCCUGGGCCAUCCGCCUAACUUCGUCAGAGUUUCUUGUCGUGUGCCGAAUCAUAUGAAAAUCUACUGCUCCUGGGUACAAACUAAGACAACACACCUGCCCACGUUAUACAGAACCUCCUACAGUGUUAAUAAAGGCAGAGAGGUGGAGCCCUGCGAGCAGGAGCACAUUGGGGUGAAUGAGUGUAUGAUUUCUAACCCACCGUUCUGGACCUCAAAGUUCCUGGUGAACAUCACCGAAAUCAACCCUCUGGGAUCCAACUCCACCAUCCUCCAGAUAGAUGCUCAUGAACUCUUGAAGCCGUAUCCUCCCGAGGACUUCCGAGUUCUUCAGGUGGAAGGUCAGCCCACUCAGUUACUGGUGCAGUGGAGUUGUCCUUCAUCCUGGCCAGCUGAAAUCCUGUCUGCUUUUCCCUUAACCUUCUCACUGCGCUACCGGCCGAUCGGCUCCAACUACUGGUCGACACUGGAGACAGAGGACAACACUAGUCUAAAGAUCAUGGACGCUCUAGUGGGUCACCUGCAUCAGAUCCAGAUCAGAGCUCAGGACGCCCUGAUCAACCACAGCCAGUGGAGUGAAUGGAGUCAUGUGGUAGAAGCCCAGCCGUGGAUCGAGCCAUUGGAAGAGCCAACAGAGGAACCGAUGGAUUUUAGCUUUCCAUUUUUCAACUUGUCAUUUCCAGUGAGGACGACAGACAAGUCUCCAGAUUCAUCAUUUCACCAGAACGGAAGCCUCGGACUGUUGAUUUUGUUGGGUCUGUUUGCAGCGGUCAUGGUGUCUGUGUUAUUAACCGUCAUCACACUUCUACGGGUCAGACAGAGAAAACAGGACAAUGUGAAGAAACAAGAACUGGCUUCCAUGGUGAAGAUGAAGUCCAUACCGAUCUAAAAUUUGAGAAGUUGGCCGUCUCCAGUUCGGCCCUCAUAGGGCAUCAGUAUAUAGGGAAUCAGCAUUACCCACAAUCCACCUCUCCUCUCGGCCUCUCAGAGUCCCGUGAACUGUGAACAUGUACAGUCUCCAAUGUAGCACAAUGCAAUGGAAAAAACACAAGGAAUUCCUUACUCCUUUACUCUUCUCCUUUCACAGCAAAUUCUUGGACAAUGAAAAACAUCUUUUUAUAUUGCUCUUUUCCUUCCGAUAUUCACCGCACUCCACUGGACUCCACUUCUGACACACGCUGUGCUGUGAAAAGGCAUUUGGCCGGACACACGGGGCAUUAUGGACACUCUUUCACCUUUAGACAGCUGCUAUCUUUGGAAGACAGAAGGUUGGCUGUCUCGGCGCUCCAGCGAAGGAAGCGUAGUCUUUCUGUGGAGAGACAAAGACUGCUUUGUCUUUCUUCCAGCGAGAUUUCUUCUCAGAAAGCGCCGCUCAAAACAGGUGGACACAUCUGCAGUUGAUUGGCUUCGUCUGGUGAGUUCCCAGCCAGAUGUGGCAUCUAAAGCAUCGCGUUCUCAAUGCGAUAAAUGCGUUUCGUUUCUCUGGACUGAUUGAAUGGAGACAUGAAUGUAAAUCAGUCUUACGGUGUCACAUUUGUAAGGUGAUUAAAGCUGAUUGUUUCUAUGUUGAAGCUAGUAGAUAUUCACAAUAUGAAAUUCUAUCGAAGCUCAUCUAUAAAAUGAUAUCGCUAUACAUUUAUGCAGUUAUAUUGUAUGAUAGUUUGUAUACAGCAUACUGUUCUGUUGUACAUUGCUCUCCAGUGACAUAAAGCUCGAUGCAUGCGUUUUUUGUAAUUCUUUGAAAAUAUAUGAUUUUAUUGAAUGAUAAGAUUUUAGUAUGCAUAUCCUUCCUAUAGGUACAAACAAACAAAAAUAAGGAACGUUGUCCAAAGAAAGACAUAAAGUGGUUAAUGUCUGGAAUAUGCAUCUAUGGAAGCUUGUUUUUUUUUAUCCAUGGGAAAACAGUAAUUCUGACUUUUUUUUAAU
Sinocyclocheilus rhinocerous is the source of this 2309-nucleotide messenger RNA. Its product is annotated as ciliary neurotrophic factor receptor subunit alpha-like. Lineage: Eukaryota; Metazoa; Chordata; Actinopteri; Cypriniformes; Cyprinidae. The record is from RefSeq and is a predicted model, not a curated record. The transcript has 12 exons. Bases 70 to 1272 code for a protein of 400 amino acids. Gene Ontology annotation, molecular function: protein binding.